Molecule: messenger RNA, 2130 nt
Organism: Salvelinus namaycush (lake trout)
Lineage: Eukaryota; Metazoa; Chordata; Actinopteri; Salmoniformes; Salmonidae
Product: rho GTPase-activating protein 11A-like
Exons: 12
Coding region: 1-2130 (709 amino acids)
Biological process (GO): signal transduction
Source: RefSeq, a predicted model, not a curated record
AUGCCAAACCCCAUGGACGACCGUCUGCGCGUGGUGGCCGUGAUACAUGCUUUGAAAGCAUCUGGAGUUCGCGUGAAAAAUUGGAAGAACUUCUUCAAUGGGCCAUACACGAGUGGCCCUAUGGAUGUCUUUCAGGAGAACCAAUCUCAAUUUGCCUUUGGUCGGGACCUGAUCUUGCUGCCCCAGUGCCAUUUAACUGAUAUGAGUGGGACAGUGCCAAAGUUCUUGGUGGAUGCCUGUGAAUUUUUAUCCCAGCAUCUUCAUACUGAAGGGCUGUUUCGAAAGACGGGGUCGUUGAGUCGGAUCCGUGCUUUGAAGGCUGGCCUGGAGCAGGGGGAGCCAGUCUUUUCUCUGCCACAUUCAGCCACUCUGCAGUCCUGUGAUGUGGCGUCUCUUGUGAAGCAGUUCUUACGGGAGUUGCCCUCUCCCCUCAUCCCUAUGGAUCUACAGGUGCCACUGUGCUGUGCACAGGGCUUAGAGGAGGAGGGGGGCCAGGAGCAGGGUAAAGAUGGAGUCACUCUUCUUCUUACAGCCCUGUUCCCUCUUUCUCAUUCACGGGCCCUCCGAUACUUCUGCACUUUCCUGAGACAGACGGCUCAAAGAUGUGAAGAGAAUCGUAUGGAAGUGGGCAAUCUGGCCCUUGUGAUUGCACCUAAUUUGCUACAUUGUCCAGCUGGGGGCUCUAAACUGACCGCAAGCACAGAGAGACAACUGGAUAGACAAGCAGCAGUGAUCAAGACGCUCAUAAUACAUGCAGAUCGUAUCGGUGUCGUUCCCCCUUCUAUUAUGGACAUGGCAACUGUAGCAGAGUCGGGUGAAUCCACUACACCCCCAGUUGACGGAGGGAGGUUUCAGGAGAGGGCAGGACUUGGUGUGUAUAGAAGUUUAAGACGUCAAAGGAGGCGCAGUGUUGGAGAGAUAUUUGUGGAUGCUCUCAGUAAAUUCAAGACAGGCCGCACACACACUGGCCCUUCACAUCCCACAGACGGCCAGCAAAAUACAAAGACAUCUCACCACACCACACCUCAAUCACCAGUCACAUCCAAACGAAAAUCGAGCGAAGAUACUGUCCCUGAUGUAGAGGGCUCUGCUAAAAAAAGACGCUCUAUCCAUGACCUAAGAGAAGACAACCAAUCCAUCAGCAAACUACACUCAAAUGGUGAUGCAUUUAACCCUUCCCCCACACCCAUUGGGAAUGACACUGAGAAUUGGAUCAUGGGCAGUAGGACGGUAUCUGAUGGUAUGACUGAAGCAUCCAGCUCUGAGGCUAGACUGUACAGGAUUCCUGUCAAAAUGAUUGAUGGCCCUGGACGAGUUCUAGUGGGGAAUGAGAUGGAGGCUAAAACUGAUCUGCUGAACUACAGCUUUGCUGAAAAUCUUGAUGACUUCCUGGAUCUCGCGACAUUGGACUCGCCUACCGGGACAGAAGAUGGGGUUUCACAUGAAUGCUCUGGGCUCAAGUUGGAAAAGGAGACAAUAGAGGAAACAGCUUCAUACUGUCUAACUAACAGUGUAUUUAGGAGUCCGGAGCAGGUUGGGAUAAAAGAAGAGAUGGGUCUAAGUAAGAAGCUGUCAACAGUGGAUAUGUCUGACAGGGUUGGUCAGAAGCCCCGUCGCCCUCGUCGCUCCAUCAGUAUGCCAGAGGUGACAUUGGACCAACUGAGGAUUCAAGAUGAAAUAGACAAGAAGGAGAAAACAGAGAAAGACGAUGGAGUCUUUGAGGACACUUGGGUUAUGGUAGAGGAACCCCAACAAGCCAGAACCAGAACUGUGGUAGAUGAAGGGCUGGGUAAAGGAAUGGAUGAAGCAGAAGAGUUGGAAGAAAAACCAUUGGUGAAGAAAGAGAAGAUGACAGAGUCAGGACUCAGGUUUAAGAGGACACACCAGCGCCUGUCUUUAGCAGAGCAGCUCAGGCGUUUCAACGCUCUGGCAACACUGCUCCGUAGCCCCAGGUUUCCUCCCCCGCCCCCUGAACCCCAGCUCAACGAUGUCCUGCAUGAGAGUCAGCGGGAAGGGGGUCAGAGGAGCGUUGUACGUCGGCAGGAAGAAAGGCGAAACAUGCUCUCCCAGUCCCAGUAUACCCUCUUCCACAACGAUAGACAGAACAUCAUCAACUGUCACGGCUUUUGA